Messenger RNA from Emericellopsis atlantica, 1035 nucleotides. RefSeq names its product BTB/POZ protein. Gene Ontology annotation, biological process: ubiquitin-dependent protein catabolic process. Gene Ontology annotation, molecular function: protein-macromolecule adaptor activity. Bases 241 to 582 code for a protein of 113 amino acids. The record is from RefSeq and is a predicted model, not a curated record. Lineage: Eukaryota; Fungi; Ascomycota; Sordariomycetes; Hypocreales; Bionectriaceae. Gene Ontology annotation, cellular component: elongin complex. The transcript has 3 exons.
CAUCGACCUGCACCAACUUUUCCCUAGGCGCCCACCAACUGUUCGUUCCUGGCAGGCGCACAAGCUCCAAGUAGCCGUCUGGUCUCAUCGAUGGAGUGAGAACACCCAGGUGUGUAGCAGAGCAGUCCAAGUGGUCCGGCAUCAUCAGCCUGCGCUGUCGCCCAAAACGCACCUCUCAGGGUCGACUCAGAGCCUCCAAUUCUUGGCGCAUCACCAUUCUUCACCACUCCACGUAUAAAGAUGGCUUCGGGCGAGCCUAGCAAGUAUGUGACACUUGUCUCGGGUGACGGAUUCGAGUUUGUGGUGCUUCGCGAGGCCACAAAAGUCAGUCCCAUUAUCAGCGGCAUGAUCGAUCCACGCAGUGGAUUUGCCGAGGCCAGAGAUGCUCGUUGCGUAUUCCAAGAGAUAAGUUCCCCUGUGCUUGACAAAGUUGUCGAAUACUUCCAUUAUUGGUACCAAUACCGGGACAAUGACGAUGUUCCGGACAUGGACAUUCCCGUAGAGAUCUGCCUCGAACUCCUUGCCGCGGCCGACUACCUUGGGCUUGACCAAGCCACCAUGAACACGAGGCAAUGGUCUUGAGGCGCGUACUGCCCAGUUCUUUUUGUAGAGAGGGUAUUCCAAGACUGUUUUGUACACAGUCGCCCCCAUAUCAAGUGACGCCAGAUAUCAGCCACGAGCACCCAUUUCAGCAUAUACGUUCUGCUCCUCACACUCCCGUGGGUUGAACGCCUAUUAGAGAUGGAAGAUGAACGCACAGAGUGCGGCACCCUCUCACUCUGCGUAGCUCAGUUGACGCAUUGAGUGUUCGCUUUUUCUGCAGGGGUACAUCCUCCGACACGAUGCAAGCCUUGCACGAACUUGGAAGGCAUGAAUAAUUGAUUCUAAUGAGAAAUGAGAGUAAUAAUGAUGCACUAUGCCAAUAUUCUUGUCGAUUCCGUGUGAUGUCAGUUGUAAGCUCUUGUGGGGUCUGGGCGCAUUUAUUAGCCAGAGCCUAUGCUGCAGGUUCUGUGACCAGCGCGCAAAAGCGAGACU